CAAACUUACGCCAUUUUGUAAUUCUGAACAUGUUGAUCCGUAUUUGAAGAUGAUUUUCCUAACGCAAAUAAUUAAUUUAAGUGUAGUGCAUUAAUUUAUUAAUUAGGCAAUAACAAAACAAAACAACAAAAUGGAUACGCCCGAAGUUAAAGCGUUCAACGCGGAGUUGUCCGGGUUGUACGAAAACAAGCCGCCUAUAUCCAAGGCGAAGAUGAGUGCUAUCACGCGAGGUGCAAUAAAGGCCAUAAAGUUCUACAAGCACGUAGUCCACAGUGUCGAAAAGUUCAUUCAAAAGUGCAAGCCCGAGUACAAAGUGCCUGGUUUAUACGUGAUAGACUCAAUAGUGAGGCAGUCGCGACAUCAGUUCGGGCAGGAGAAGGAUGUCUUUGCGCCUAGGUUCGCUAAGAACAUGCAGCAAACCUUCGCGAAUCUGUUCAGAUGUCCUGAUGGUGAUAAGCGCAACAUAAUCCGUGUUCUGAACCUGUGGCAGAAGAACCAUGUGUUCAGCCCGGACGUCAUCCAGCCGCUGCUAGACCUGGCCGACCCCUCCCACCCGCUGCACCAGGAGAUACAGCAGCUCAACAACACUGCCAAUGGAAGUAGCCUUAAUAUCUCCCACAACACAUCAGACAAUAAAAUGUCACCCAUGCCGCGUCAGGACUCCCCACAUCAAUCCUCACCCAUGAUGGGGGGUGACCAGUUCCAGGACGACUCGUCAGGGCCGCAACCAGCGAAGUUCAACCGCAAGCUGCUGAACGACUUUGAGUACGAGAGCGAGGACGACGCCGCGCCCGAGCCCCACAACAACGCGCCACACCACUCGGGGCACACUUCCAACAAUACCACUGAUGCACUUGGCAGUAUAUUAACAAAUCCAGAAAUCAUGAGGCAGUUGCAGAGCUUGCAGGCGCAAAUGCAACUCAUGACUGGAAUGAAUCUACCGAAUCUGAUGCACCUUCAACAAAUGUCAGACAUGCAAAUGCAGCAGCAACAGAACCAAAAUCAAAACCUACCAUUUUUAAAUUCUCAACAAGAGCCGCCUAAGCAACAGAAUGAGCCAAAAGACGACAUGGCCAAUGAAUCGGACAUAGAGUUUGUUGAGACCGGCCCACAAGUGAUAGAGAUACCUGAUGCUAAUGACUCAAGAAGUCCGUCCCCAAAGUCUAGAAGGCACAGAUCGAGAUCAAAAUCCCCGCGACGGAGACGGAGAGGCUCGCGCUCUCGCUCUCGCUCUCCGCGGAGACGGCGGGACAGAGACAGAGACAAAGACAGAGAUAGAGACAGAGAAAAAAGCUAUAAGGAGCGAGAAGCAGAAAAGGAAAAACAAAGAGAAAGGGAAAAGAAAGGACUACCUCCCAUCAAAAAAGAAAACCUUAGUGUAUGUAGUACAACCCUAUGGGUGGGCCACCUGUCCAAGCUGGCCACUCAAGAGGAGCUGUCAGACCUGUUCGGCGCAUUCGGCGGUGUUGUGUCGAUCGACGUGGUGGCGCCGCGCGGCUGCGCCUUCGUGGUGAUGGAGCGGCGGCGCGACGCGGCCAAGGCGCUCGCCAAGCUCAACAAGCACAAGCUGCACUCCAAGGAGAUCACUGUAGCGUGGGCGGCGGGCAAGGGAGUGAAGGGUCGGGAGUGGAAGGACUACUGGGAGGCCGACCUCGGCGUGGCCUACUUGCCGUGGCCGGCGCUGCACGCGCGCUGGCUGCUGGGCGCGCUCUCCUUGGACGCCCUGGAGGACGGCGGCGCGGUCGACGAGGAGACGCUGCCGCCGUGGUUACCGCCUAGGAUAAUACCCAAGACGAUACCAGACGGCAUGCCCAUGAUGCCGGGCAUGCCACCUGUAUCGGCGGCGGGCAUGAUGGCGGGCCCCCUGCCCGGCAUGCCGGGGGGCAUGCCGCCGAGCAUGCCGCUGCCCGGUAGCAUGCCUGUACCACCCGCGACUAUACCCAUGCCCAUGCCUAGGAUGCCUCCACCAGGCAUGGGCGGCGGCUUGCCUCCAGCGCUGGCGGCGGGCGUGCCUCCCAUCAGAGCGCCGGUGCCAGGUCUACAGAGAGACGCGACGCUGCCGCCCACGGGCCCACUGCUAGGCUUCCCGCCCGGCAUGCCGCCACAGUCGCUACCACAGCCAGGCAGCGUGGCGGGUAUGGUGGGCGGCGUGGGCGGGUUCCUUGGCGGGCUGAUGGGCGUGGGCGUCAACGUGGGCGGGCUCGUGUUGCCAUUACACGCUCAGCACGCGGCGCACGCGCAACUCGCGCACGCGCCGCACCCGCUGGCCCAACCUGCAAGGCCGCCGCAACACGCUGUGCCAACGCGCGAAGCAGACGACGCUAUGGAGCUGGACAACUCCGAGCACGGGGACGAACCCGCCAGCCUGCCCAACCCGCCGCCGCUCUCCAUGGAUCAGAUCCAAGCGCUACUCUCAAAACCGCCUCCCGCAUUCAACUCAUCCGAACCCCCGCCCGGUUUCAACCCUCAAGACAAUCAACCAACCUUCGACGCCACGCAACCACCUCCCGACGACAAACGAGACGAAGACCGACGAGACAGAGACAAAGAUAGGCGAGACCGCGACAGAGACAGGGAUAGAGACAGGGACAGGCGGGAUAGAGACGGGCGCGGACGGGACACUCGAGACCGAAGUGACAAUCGGGAUCGGGGUGACAAUCGGGAUCGAGGGGACAGCAGGGAACAAAGAGAUAACCGAGAUCGAGGGGACAGUAGAGAACAAAGGGAUAACCGAGACCGAGGGGACAGUAGAGAACAAAGGGAUAAUCGAGAUCGAGGAGAAGUUCGGGAUCGAGGGGAGAACCGAGAUCGAGAUAGAAGAGACAGAAAUGACAGAACUCGGGAUAGAGAUAGGGAGAGAGACGAUCGUAGAGGUGGCAGGGAAGACCGGGAGCGUGGCGACCGGCCAGAACGUGGAGACCGGCCCGAACGCGGGGACCGGCCAGAACGCGGGGACCGAUCAGAACGCGGCGACCGGCCAGAACGUGGCGACCGAAGUGACCGAAGCGCCGGCAGGGACCGGCGGGACCGAGAUCGGGACCGGGACCGGGACGCCUCAAGCAGAUUUAGCUCGCGGGACGGCAACCGAGAAAAGAGUCGUGAGAAGUCACCACGCAACACGACCAACGACUCCAAUCCUGAGAAGAGUCUGCAGGAGCGACUGUGGGAGAUGGCCAACGGCAAAACAGGCGACGACGUGAGAAACGAGGAGUUACCAGCCGACAGCGACUCGAGGGACAGUCGGGAACGAGCGCCGCAGCUGGACCGGCCCACGACAGCCGACGAGGGAGACAACAUGAAUAGCAAUAACGAAGGUAGUGAAGAGAGUGGAGGUUGGACCGCCAUCCCACCGCCGCGCACCAACCAGCCGCCUGCCUUCAGAGCUGAAUUAAGAAUGAGAGGUCCGCCCGCUAGGCAUCCCAUGAGAGGACCAUGGAUGGACAUGUCCGGGCCGACGCCCUUUGGCCCUAGGUUCAAUGGAAUGGGCCCUCCGCCCUUUAACCGGCCACCGUUCGAGAGGCCUCCGUUCGAAGGAGGCCCACCGAUGUUUGACAGACCGCCGUUCAAUCGCGUGCCUUUCGAUGGCAACCGACCGCCAUUCGAUGGCCCGCGGCCGCCAUUUGAUGGCCCGCGGCCUCCGUUUGACGGGCCUAGACCACCUUUCGAUGGUCCCAGACCGUUUGAUGGACCGAGACCUCCAUUCGAUGGACCGCGGCCUCCAUUCGAUGGACCGAGGCCCCCCUUCGACGGACCGAGGCCCCCAUUCGAUGGUCCGCGACCUCCAUUCGAUGGUUCGCGACCUCAAUUCGACGGUCCCAGGAUGCCGUUCGAUGGUCCCCGCCCUCCUUUCGACGGGCCGAGACCGCCGUUUGACGGCCCGAGGCCACCUUUCGAUGGCAUGCGACCACCGUUCGAUGGACCUAGACCGCCCUUCGAUGGCCCCCGACCACCGUUUGACGGCCCUCGACCUCCAUUUGACGGUCCUCGACCUCCUUUCGACGGUCCCAGACAGUUUGACGGCUUCGAUGGAGACAGGUCUUUUGAUGGACCAAGAUUUGACGGCCCACCUGAAUUUUUCGAUAGAGGAAACAGAAGAUUUGACGAUAGGGAACAGUUCAAUGACAGAGGUUGGAACGGAGAUAGAGAGAGGGAUUGGGACAGGAGAAAUGAAUGGGACGAUAGAAGGAAAGAUCGGAGAGGAGGAAGGGAUAAUGAGGACAGAUACAAUAGAGAUCGCAAUGACAGGGAUCGCAAUGAUAGAGAUCGCAAUGAUAGAGAACGCAAUGACAGAGAUCGCAAUGACAGAGAUCGCAAUGACAGAGACCGAAGUGACAGGCGAAGGACAUUUGACGACAGAGCGAGACCGCCCAGAGAGGAACAACAAGAGAGAAACUCCAGGAGAGACAAGGAUAGAAAAUCCAGGUGGGGCGCUGCGGACGAAAGUCAGAGCGAAGAAAACAAACCCGAGGAGCAAACUAGUGAUACCAUCCAAGCAGAAACCAAUGAAGCUAAUCCUAGUCAAGAUGAACAAAGUGCACUAGAGGGCAAUGUUAGUGAAGUGCUCAGUGAACCACAAGAAUCCAUCGCUGACGAUAGUACCAAUCAAUACGAACCCGAUUUAAAUGAACCAGAUACAAAUGAACCGAGCUAUGAUGAUCAAAGUGAGGGAUACGAAUCUAAAGAUAAUGAACCGUCAUCUGACGCCAUGGAAACUGAUCAGAGUGCGAUGGAUUUGUACGAUGCAAAUGAAGCGGUCGAUACAAGCUUCGCGAUAGCUCCGCAAAACGAGACACCUCCAGAAAUAGAUAACACGAAUAAUGAAAACGACACAUCGCUCACAACGGAGUCAGACGACAUAUUCAGUCAAGAAUCAGAGACUAAAGAACCCCCUGAAAAAACUAGUGAAAACACAGAGGGUGUGGCUUGACAAAGGCAGAAGUGGCAAACUGGCUACUUCCAGUGGAAAUGAUUCGGGUGACGCGUACGUGCGCGCGCCGAGGACCCAUGCAAAUUUGGGACGGCGCGCAACUCGCGGCUACGCGCUUUUAUUCGGUGACGACGCGCGUAUUGUCCGUUUCACGAGGUGCCUAUGACGUUUCUGAUAUCGUUAUUAAGUUUUUUUACGAAUAUGGUAUAACGUUAUAAACUUAUAACGUUAACGUUAUUAUUUUAUAACGUCAAUGUUAUAAGUUUAUAACGUUAGUUUAGUUUUAGUUUAUAGCGUUUUUGUUAACGUUGUAACGUUAUUUUAAGUAGGGUUUUAAUGAAUUAAUCAUAAUGCAGUUUUUACUACGAUUUUUACAAAUAAUUAUUUAUUUCGUUUGAAUAAUCUAAUUAAUAUUUUUCCUUCAUUUUAAAUAAUUUUUUUAUAGGUAAUGAUGAUUAAUAUAAUAAAUUUUGACAUCCAAUUUAAUCAAUCAAUAUAUCUAAAUAUUUUUUCUAUAAAGUUCUAAGAACAACGAUCCAGCAAUGUUUUUCCACUCUUACUGAGGAAAAAUUAUGAAAUUUUUUAUUAAGAUUUUUAAAAACCUUAAUCUAAGAUGACAGUUGCGAGAGACAGCUAGUCUUUCCGGAUAAAUACUAGCUGACUUCGUCCCGUGGUAACUCUGAUUAUCCGGGAUAAAAAGUAGCCUUUCUCACUUUCCAGGUCUUUAGUUUCACCUAUGCAAAAAUCACAUUGAUCAGUUGCGACGUGAUUGAAGGACAAGCCGAUAAAAAACAUUUACGUGAAAUUUACAAUAUGGGUAGUGAUAUACGUCACAGGCACCAUCGGUCAAAUCGGUACGCCUAGCCGCGGGUCCCGCGCCCGCCGUUAUAACGCCAAAGAUUAAUUUUAUAUACAAAAAAAGUUGAAAUAUACGAGUGCCUUACUGGUAUA
Molecule: messenger RNA, 5878 nt
Organism: Maniola jurtina (meadow brown)
Lineage: Eukaryota; Metazoa; Arthropoda; Insecta; Lepidoptera; Nymphalidae
Gene: Isha
Product: SR-related and CTD-associated factor 4
Exons: 23
Coding region: 131-4927 (1598 amino acids)
Cellular component (GO): nucleus
Molecular function (GO): RNA binding
Source: RefSeq, a predicted model, not a curated record